AUGGGUUUACUCGAGAGCUUGACGGCGGCUAACCCGCUCUACAUUGGAGGCUCCAUUUUUGGAGCCUACCUCCUACUCCUGGUGUUCUUCAAGGUUAGGAUGGAAUAUCUCCUCAGCAAAUCUGGUGGUAUAAGAGCUCCAGUCAUUGCUUCCAACCCCUUUACAGGUAAUAACGAUAAGGUUCCUCUCCCCGCAUUCGAGAGCAGGCACCAGCUCCUCGAGGGAUUCAACACUCUUUUCAGCGUCGCUACCCCCGAGUCUCCGAACACAGUCGAGAUUGGCUUCACGGGCAAGCUCCGCUUCCUCAUCACCAGAGAGCCAGAGCACAUCAAGACUGUUCUUACCUCCAAGUUUGCCGACUUUGGAAAGGGGCCUAUGUUCCAUCAAGUCUGGUCUCCGUUCCUGGGUGACAGCAUCUUCACUACGGAUGGAAAGACAUGGCAGGAUAACCGGAGCUUGAUCCGGCCCAUGUUCAUCAAGGAUCGGGUUAGCGACUUACACAUCUUUGACAAGUGGACCAACAUCAUGAUGGACAAGUUCCCGGCGUCAGGAGUCACCUUUGACAUUUCGGAUCUGUUCUAUCGUAUGACGCUCGAUGUGACGACCGAUUUCCUGCUUGGACAUGGUGUCAACAGUCUUGGCAAACCUUUUGAGAACAUCUUGCCCCACGGAACGUAUAAGCGCGGCAUCAAGGUCAUUGAGGAGUUUAUCCACCCUUUCAUUCAAGAGGCCUUGGCCUUGCCGCCAUCCGAGCUCGAGAAGCUCUCCAAGUCUGACAAGGACUUUACUUUCCUUCACAACAUUGCUCGGUUCACGCGCGAUCCCAAGGUCAUCCGCGACCAGCUCGUUGCUAUCCUCCUUGCCGGUCGUGAUACCACUGCUGCGACGCUCUCGUGGACUCUCUAUGAGCUUUCCCGUUACCCUGCCACAUAUGCCAAGCUGCGCGCUGAGAUUCUGACGACUUUGGGGCCGAAGAGGGCACCGACCUAUGAGGAUCUCAAGAGCAUGAAGUAUUUGACCAAUUGCCUCCAGGAGACUCUGCGCCUGUACCCCGCGGUGCCUUUCAAUGUGCGCUCCGCGUUGACGACGACGACCUUGCCCGGCAGGAAUGGCAACCCUGACAUUGCCGUGAUCGAGGGUGAUUCGGUUGUGUACAGCACGCUCGCCAUGCAGAGAAGGCGGGAUCUUUAUCCUGAAGUGUCAGAGACGUUUGCGGACCCGGCUAUCUACAGCCCCGAACGGUGGGAGCACUGGCAGCCGAAGCCGUGGCAAUAUGUGCCGUUCAACGGUGGACCGAGAAUCUGCGUUGGACAAAACUUUGCCAACACGGAGAUGGCUUAUACGAUGGCGAGAAUCCUGCAGAAGUUUGACAAGCUUGAAUACCGCGGAGACUGGAACGCGCAGGUCAUCAGGGCCGAGAUCGUCGGCGCGCCGGGCCAUGGCGUGCCUAUCGCGCUUUUCGAGGCUGUCGAUGGUGAGAUGGCAUAA
Colletotrichum fioriniae is the source of this 1488-nucleotide messenger RNA. The record is from RefSeq and is a predicted model, not a curated record. Lineage: Eukaryota; Fungi; Ascomycota; Sordariomycetes; Glomerellales; Glomerellaceae.